Didymosphaeria variabile is the source of this 3288-nucleotide messenger RNA. It is a transcript of the gene STE23, whose product is annotated as metalloprotease. Gene Ontology annotation, biological process: peptide catabolic process. Gene Ontology annotation, cellular component: mitochondrion; cytosol. The record is from RefSeq and is a predicted model, not a curated record. The transcript has 3 exons. Gene Ontology annotation, molecular function: metal ion binding; metalloendopeptidase activity. NCBI's taxonomy places the organism in Eukaryota, Fungi, Ascomycota, Dothideomycetes, Pleosporales, Didymosphaeriaceae. Bases 1 to 3288 code for a protein of 1095 amino acids.
AUGGCCGAGCCAUUAGGACGGAGUGUCGCACGACCGCGGAUAGAGGACCUAGAGCGCGCCGAGGUCGACGACCGCUCGUAUCGCAUAAUCACAUUGUCGAACCAGCUUGAGGUUCUGCUGAUACACGAUGCGACCACCGACAAGGCCAGCGCUGCCAUGGACGUCAACGUUGGGAGCUUCAGCGAUGCAGAGGACAUGCCAGGUAUAGCGCAUGCCGUGGAGCACUUGCUGUUCAUGGGCACGAAGAAGUACCCAGAAGAGAACAACUACAACAAGUACUUAACGUCAUAUUCGGGCCACUCGAACGCAUAUACGGCAUCCACCUCCACGAAUUACUACUUUGAGCUCGCUACCUCUAAAUCUACGCCUUCGAACAGCAACAGUGCCACGCCCAGCGCGACACAGGAGCACUUGCCGAUAGAUAAGGAACAGUCACCUCUCUGGGGAGCCCUCGAUCGUUUUGGUCAAUUUUUUAUAUGCCCUCUGUUCCUGGAAGAUACCGUGGACCGUGAGAUCAAAGCUGUUGACUCAGAGAACAAAAAGAACCUCCAGAGUGAUACCUGGAGGUUACACCAAUUGAACAAGAACCUUUCCAAUCCGAAGCAUCCGUAUAACCACUUUUCCACUGGUAGCUGGAAGACGUUGCACGAUGAGCCCAUUGCGCGGGGUGUUCAGAUUCGGGAUGAAUUUAUAAAGUUCCAUGCUACGCACUACUCGGCGAACAGGAUGAAGCUCGUUGUGUUGGGCCAGGAGAACUUGGACACUCUGGAAGAAUGGGUAGAAGAGAUCUUUUCGAAAGUACCAAACAAGGACCUGCCGAGAAAGCGAUGGGACGAUGUAUCGGUGUAUACGGAUAAGGAGCUGCUCAUCCAGACAUUUGCAAAGCCAGUCUUUGAGUCAAGGUCGCUGGAACUUUCGUUCUUGUAUCGUGACGAGGAAGAGUUCUACGAGUCGCACCCGUCGCGCUAUCUUAGCCAUCUGAUCGGUCAUGAAGGUCCCGGUAGCAUUCUAGCUUACAUCAAGGCGAAAGGUUGGGCGAAUGGUUUAGGUGCUGGAGGCUCGUCUCUCUGCCCUGGUAGCGGUAUCUUCAACAUCAGUCUCAAACUGACGGAAGACGGCCUGCAGCAUUACAAGGAGAUCGUAAAGAUAAUCUUUCAAUACAUUGCUAUGAUCCGCGAGUUGCCGCCCCAAGAAUGGGUCGUCGAUGAGCAGAUCAAAAUCAGCGAAGUUGGCUUCCGCUUCAAGCAAAAGAGCCCACCAAGCAGGACGACUAGUGCACUGGCCUCCGUCAUGCAGAAGCCUUACAGCCGCAAAGAGAUUUUGAGUGGGCCUUCGGUCAUCAAGAAGUUCGAUUCGCAGCGCAUCAGCGAGGCCAUGGAAUACUUGCGACCCGACAACUUCAGGAUGACAAUUGUCAGCCAGGAGUUCCCGGGAGACUGGCCGGAGAAAGAAAAGUGGUACGGUACCGAAUACAAGGCCGAAAAGAUUCCUCAAGAUUUCGUAGACGAGGUCAGGCAAGCCUUCCAGGACAAGGCGCGACCUGAAGAGCUACACUUCCCGCACAGAAACGAGUUUAUUCCCAACCGAUUGGACGUGGACAAGAAGGAGAUUGAGAAGCCUGCGACACAGCCGAAACUCAUUCGGAACGACGACGCUGUGCGGUCAUGGUGGAAGAAGGACGACCAGUUUUGGGUACCCAAGGCCAAUGUGCAUAUUCACCUUCGCACUCCGAUGACUUACGUCACGCCAAGGACAGCCGUCCUGGCUUCGCUGUAUGCAAGCUUGGUUGACGAUGCGCUGGUAGAGUACUCCUAUGAUGCAGACAUCUCCGGUCUGGUGUACGGCUUCAGCACCCAUGCGAGUGGCUUGUCAGUCUCUGUAUCUGGCUAUAAUGACAAGCUGCAUGUCUUGCUAGAGAAAGUCCUCUUGCAAAUUCGGGAUCUCGAUAUUAAAGAAGACCGUUUCAAGAUCGUGAUGGAUAAGACGAGCCGUAGCUUCCGCAACUGGCACUUCGGCCAGCCAUUCCACCAGGUCGGCACGUACUCUCGCUGGUUCCGCGUUGACAGCGCUUUCAUGAAUGAUGAACUCGCGCAAGAGCUAGACACCAUCACUGCACAGGAAGUACAACAAUUCUUCCCACAGGUCCUCUCUCAAUGUCACAUUGAAAUUCUGUCUCACGGGAACUUAUACAAGGAAGACGCACUCCAGCUCACCGAUCUUGUUGAGAAGACCAUCAAACCGAAAAAGCUCCCUCCGAGCCAAUGGCCGAUUGAGCGAAGCCUGAUUCUACCGGAAGGCAGCAAUUUCAUCUACUCACAACCGCUCAAAGAUCCUGCCAAUGUAAACCACUGCAUUGAAUAUACGCUUUACCUAGGGAACCGCAUGGACGACGCUCUUCGCGCGAAGCAAUUCAUCCUUGCGCAAAUGGUCGACGAGCCAGCAUUCAACCAGCUGCGCACCAUCGAGCAGCUCGGUUAUGUCGUCUUUAGUGGCUCUACCGCCGGCAUCACCUACGCUGGGUUCCGCAUUUUGAUCCAGAGCGAGCGGGACUGCGGAUAUCUGGAGGGCCGUAUUGAUCACUUCCUAACCAAGUUCGAAACGACUUUGCAGGAUAUGAGCGACGAAGAGUUUGAGAAACAUAAGGGUGCUGUUAUCUCCAAGAGAUUGGAGACGUUGAAGAAUCUCGGGCAAGAAGGGAACAGGUUCUGGAAUCAUAUGUUCAGGAAUACGUAUGACUUCUUGCAAUCUGAAAACGACGCCGCCCAAGUCUCCACCAUCACCAAAGACGACAUGAUCGCCUUCUAUGCGCGUCACAUCUCGCCCUCCUCGCCUCACCGCGCCAAACUCUCUGUCCACCUCACCGCGCAGUCUAAGCCCAAAGAGCCCACCCUCGACGAGACGAAGACACAAGCCCUUGCUGUGCUGCAGACCAUUGCAAAUGAGGAGAAGACUUCCGUGGAUGCUGGAAAGCUUCAAGCACGCUUGGAAGGAGUCGACGAGGCAUCGAAGCUGCCAAGCGCGAUAUCAGCGCACCUCGCGGAAGAUCAAAAGUUGAGCAAAGAGGAGGUUGCCAAGAUCGCCGACGAGGCAGCCGCGGCAUUGGGUCUUGCAGAGAGCGGCGUAGGCGAGGUUAAGCCUGCUGAAAAGGUGGACAUUCAAGAGUCGGAUGCGAAGCAACCCAUCAUCAUUACUGACGUGCGCGCUUUCAAAGCUGGACUGUUCGCGAGCACUGGCGCGAAACCUGUACGCAAUCUUGAGGAAUUCAUGGAGGACGCGGCGAAGCUAUGA